UCCUUAAGUAAUCAUAAACCCAAAAAUUAAAAUAACAAUAAAUAAAAAGAAAACCAAAAUUUCUCAUCAAUCUAGCUUUCUCGAUCUAUAGUGAUAAUGGCUGCCAUGAACUCCAGUGUAUUGGCAUGCAGCUAUGCCAUAUCAGGGGCUGCUUCAUCUGAGCUCAAUGCAAAGGCUGCUUCAAUGUCGGCAUCCAUGGUCUCACCCCCUUCAAAGCUGCUGGCAAUCAAGGCCCAACAACAACCACCACCAAGAACAGCUUUGGAUUCCGAAAACGGCAGCCAGCAAGGGAGAAGAGCUGCCCUUCUCGGCCUCGCAACUGCCCUUUUCACCGCCGCAGCAUCCACUUCCUCAGCAAACGCUGGCGUCAUUGAGGACUAUCUCGAGAAAAGCAAGGCCAACAAGGAGUUGAAUGACAAGAAGAGGCUGGCAACAAGUGGAGCAAACUUUGCAAGAGCAUACACAGUUCAAUUUGGGAGCUGCAAGUUCCCUGAAAACUUCACCGGCUGUCAAGACCUUGCCAAGCAAAAGAAAGUGCCAUUCAUCUCAGAUGACCUGGAAUUAGAAUGCGAAGGGAAGGACAAAUACAAGUGUGGUUCCAAUGUUUUCUGGAAAUGGUGAAAUGUGGGACUGUGAGACCGCUCAUUUCAUUCAUGCCUAAUUAAUUAUUGAAUGCUCUUUUUAGAUUGAACUUGUAUCUCUUCUUCUUCCAUGUAUUAUCUCUACUGCUUUCUCCUUCAAUACUUUGCAACCUCUCAUCCUACGCACAAUGUUUUGACAAUAAAAGAAACAUGAAACAGAACC
Ipomoea nil (Japanese morning glory) is the source of this 804-nucleotide messenger RNA. Its product is annotated as photosystem I reaction center subunit N, chloroplastic-like. NCBI's taxonomy places the organism in Eukaryota, Viridiplantae, Streptophyta, Magnoliopsida, Solanales, Convolvulaceae. Gene Ontology annotation, biological process: photosynthesis. The record is from RefSeq and is a predicted model, not a curated record. The transcript is spliced from 3 exons. Gene Ontology annotation, cellular component: chloroplast photosystem I. Bases 97 to 621 code for a protein of 174 amino acids.